AUGGCAGUUGAAUCAAAUGCAAAACAAUUUUCUGUCAAUAUGAUUUGGAUCUAUUCGAAUACUACAAAUCUGUCAAAAGAUGAUUUUAUGCCGUCCGAUCAAUUACAAAUGACUCUGGCGGAUACUCUCAAUUAUUUUCCUAUACUAGCUAGUCGUGCUACAGAAGAUACGAAAGGCAAUGUUACUAUGCAUUUGACAAAUGAAGGUGUUCUUUACACUGAAGCAGAAUGUCCAAAUCAAACUUUAGACUAUUUUAUACCGCAAACAUUUCUAGACGAAGGAUUUGAUUAUGAACAUAUCAAUACGAGUGAUUUAGCUGUAAGAAUAAAAACCGAUUGGACAGGACCUUGCAUGUCAAUACAAGUGACGCGUCUCAAGUGUAAUAGUGUUAUUCUUAGUAUAUCAGCUUCUCAUUGUUUAACGGAUGCAGAAAGUAUGUCACAUUUUAUUAAUACAUGGGCUUCUGGUAAGCCACCACAAAAGAUGCCAAUGUUCGACAAAACUUUCAUCUUAUAUCCUACUGAACAACAACAACAACAACAACGGAUAAAUUCUCAGACUCGACCAAAGGACUGUGUUUUCAAUCGAAAUAUCAAUCCAUCAUCUAAUACACCAUUCAUUCAAGCACAAUCACAACGUGUAAUUUCUAAAGUUUAUGUUUUCUCUAUUGACGAGUUAAAUAAUCUUAAAAAAGAAGCAUCAAAAGACAUAUCAAAAUCCAUUGAUUACAUCAGUACUUACGAUGCUCUUUAUGCGCACAUGAUUUUAGUGAUUGCAGCAGCCACUCAAACCUCAUUAACUGAUAAUAUCAAAAUUCUACAAUCGUUCAAUGGUCGAUCAAAUUUCGUUUCUUGUUGUUCAUCAACUGUUCUCAAUUACUUUGGUUCAUUUCCAUUUUGGCUCUACGAUGAGAUACCAUCAGAUCGGGAACCAACUCUUUCAUCAUUAGCAGAACUGAUCCAUAAAAUGUAUUCAAAACAAUCGGAACAUACAUUGAGAGAAUAUAAUGCUUAUUUAAUGAGUGGUGAUGGUGACAUAAACAAAAAUCGAGUAGAUGCAGAUAUAAUUAAUCAUGAUUUUCAUUGUGUAUCAUGGCGAAAAGGAAAUUUAUUGAAUGCUAAUUUUGAUAAUAGUGGAUUUCCUAUCUACAGUGGACCAACUAAUUAUUUAUAUCCACGAUAUUUUCCAAUGAUGGAUACAUAUGCAAGAGAUGGAUCAAUUAAUAUUGUACUAGGAUUGAGAGAGGAAGAUUAUAAACGAAUGAUACAACAAAAUAUGCUACAUAAAUAUCGAUAA
Messenger RNA from Rotaria sordida, 1296 nucleotides. NCBI's taxonomy places the organism in Eukaryota, Metazoa, Rotifera, Eurotatoria, Philodinida, Philodinidae. The record is from the annotation of a GenBank genome assembly.